Molecule: messenger RNA, 3909 nt
Organism: Perca flavescens (yellow perch)
Lineage: Eukaryota; Metazoa; Chordata; Actinopteri; Perciformes; Percidae
Product: zinc finger protein 423
Exons: 2
Coding region: 285-3242 (985 amino acids)
Molecular function (GO): RNA polymerase II cis-regulatory region sequence-specific DNA binding; DNA-binding transcription factor activity, RNA polymerase II-specific
Source: RefSeq, a predicted model, not a curated record
CCAGAAGGGCUUGGGUUAAGUGCGCAUGCGCUGUUCCAUUCCGCGCCAGCUGCAGCUCUCGGCUCGGUGCUUUUCUUCCUGGCACAGCAUCACACAUUUGUUCCCCUUAGAGCUGAGCGGAGCCGCGUUUCCCAUGAGAGUUUAUGACAGAUGUCUUCAGAGCCAUUUCGUCUCCUCCUGCUCAGUCAUUGUGGCUUCAAUUUGAGGAAAACGCUAACGCUCCUGAGGCUGGAGACUUCCUUGCGUGACCACAACACCUGGAUUGACUUGUUCCUUUGGCUGCCAUGAUGCUUGGGUUACAGGGAAGUACUUCAUCCCCCAAAGUGUAUCGUUGUGUGGCAUGUUCAGCCACCUUCACUGGAUUGGCCUCCUUGCUAGUACAUCAGGCAACCCAUGCUAAUGAACUCGCCAAGGUCCCUGCUCCUCCUCAGCCUAACAUCAGCCCACAUGAAACACUGCCUGCAAGUAUGGACUCAUCCAGUUCACAGACGCUCUCGCCUGAGUGCCCUUCAUCUUCUUUUUAUAUUUGUAAUUGUGGAGAGGAGUUUCAGGACUUUAAUCUUAUGCUGGAGCAUAAGCAAUCACAUGUCUCUCAACCACAGCUAAUGCAUCCUCUGGAUAGUAAUAGUGUUCUCUCUGGUGACACAGGGUGUGAUAAUGUUUUGCCUACCCAGCAUGUAUCAUUCAUUCCAACUGUAACCCAGCCUGGUUUGGUCCUUAGUUGCCCCUCUACCUCAAGGUUUCCAGCUGUCGAACUACCCACGUUAACAGACCAUAAAGCAGAUGUAAGCCUGGGGGAUAGCAUUGCCAUAGUAACACCUCCUCAAGGCCAGUGUACACCCCCUCAAGUAGACGGUGAGAAACAACUUGAGAACAUAUUGGCUGCAGCAGAGCAAAUACCAGAGACUGUAGAGGACAUGCAUUUGCAGGACAAAACAAACUCUGUUCCCAGCAGCGAAAAGGGUGAGAGUUUACCCAAAAAUAACUCCCUAAUGAAGUUGCUGGCAUCAGCAUACAUGAAGCGCUUUCCACAUCCUCCGUCUCCGACUCAAAAUGAUAAGAUAGUUAUCCCCAAACAAGAAGUUGUCCCUGUUGAUAUAACACCAGUAGCGAAAACAGAGGCGUCCUCGAUCAAUGAUCUCUCUAUUGCACAGUUGAGGCGGCUGCUAGCAAAACCCGGUAUAAAGACAAAUGCUCCAUCCAUCAGCAGAAUUCUUGAGUCUAGUAAGAAGAAGGUUGUCUGUCUGACGAAGACUUUUUCACCUGUUGUGGUUCUUGAAACCCGUCAAAAGCUCAUGGAUGCUGGCAGUAAUGGCACAUAUGGGAGAUUUCAAUGUGGCCGCUGUCGAAGGGUCUUUCAAAAUUUGGACAAACUGACAGAGCAUCAUUUCUUGCACAAAAAAGAGAGGAUCAAAUGUUGUCGUCGCUGCAAACAGCUUAUCAUUGGGCGGCUGCCCUUACCUGACAAUCACAUAUGCCCUCAGUUAGGAAACAAGACCGUACAGCCAUCAAGCUCUUUUAAAAAAAAAUUACCGUUUGCCCAAAAAAUAGUGCCAUUCCAUAGUCUAAACAAUUCAAAAAAAGUUUUCUUUUGUCCACUGUGCAAGCACAGCUACGCACGGAGGUGGAACCUCAAAAUGCACAAGUGCCAGGGCCCAGGGUCAGCAGUACCCUCUCUGCAGGCCAGUCCCUCCAAUCAGAAAAGGCUAGUAUUGAGAUCAAACAGUGAAGUCAGAACAGAUGCAGAGGUUAAAUCUGGAUUUCAAAACUCCCAAAGUGUUUCUGUGGGCACUGAAGUUACUAGUCGCAUCAAGGUAGAGGUGACCUCUCCAAAUUCAGAGCAGUCUGCAGUUUCACAGUUGGCCUGGACUCAUCCAGCAAAAAGCUUCUCACCAUUUUAUCCCAAAUCUCCAAAGAUGGAGACAAACGCAGACAGCUGGGAUGCAGCAGCAGUUGAUAAUGAAGAUGGUAAUGAAGGGCAGUGGACAAUGCCCUUGGAUGAUGAAAUGGAGGUUCUCCCCUCUACAGGGAAAGCUGGUAAUGACCGAGAGAUGAAGAAGUCUGUGUCAGUUGACGAUGCAGAGACGGCGCCACCAAGCCUGCGCUAUUUUGUCAGAGAUGGCGUGAAACGUUACCCUUGUAAAUGGUGUCAGAAAACCUACAGUCGGCCAUCUACUUUGAGGCGCCAUUUACGGCUGUGUGGAUUUAGGCCGCGUGGACCUGGGAUUGUAGCACAGAGUGGUAGUCAGGCUGCCACUCCACUAGCUGCCAACAAUAUGAAACCAAUGUUUGCUUGUUUUGUCUGUGGGAAGACCUUUAACCGCAAAGAUAACAUGAUGGUACACAGAAAGAAAUGUCAGUUGCAACGAACAAUGACCGGUGGUGGGCAGGUGAAUAGAGGGACUUUGCAGCAGAGUACGACGGGCAAUGCAUCAGACUGUCAAACCAAGGAGGAUGAUGGAGGCAACUGGGGCAUCAUGUCACUGCCCUCAGUACUUCCAAGAAGGGUGACGUGUGAAUGUGGGGUUGGAUUUACAUCUCCAAGGCUUCUCCUGGAGCAUCUGCAGAAGCAUGCACAGGAAUCCUACACAUGUCCGACUUGUGGAGAGACUGUUAGUUCCUGGGCCGACUACGAAGUUCAUCUGCAGAUCCACAUGCAUCCUCAUCAUCAGCUGCUGAAGGGACUACAACCACAACGAUCACAACCUCUGUUACUUCGAUUUCAGCAACAGCCCCCUCAGCAGCAGCAGCAGCUGCCAUCUCCGUUAGCGCAUCAGCCUCCACAGAAGCAACCACGCAAAGAACAGCUUCCAAAUCCAACAAAGAAGCAGCAGCGGAUUGUUUGCACACGAUGUGGCAACACUUUCUCCUCUCGCUGUUCCCUUCGAAGGCACGUAUCCUGGAAUCGAUGCAAAGGUGGACGGGCUACGAAUCCUGCCAACCCACCCAAAACCUAUCGCUGUUCCCACUGCAACUCUGACUUCCCGAACACAAUUAGUCUUAUGUUUCACCAAAGGAGUGGGGCUUGCAAGCCAGCCAUUAAGCCUGUACGUUGCCCUGUUUGUCUUCGCUGGUUUGGCACCAUGGACGGAUUGCAGAAACACUUGCUUACUCACAAACAGUCUGAAUCCUAUCGAUGCGAUGUCUGUCAGGGUACAUACCCAAACCUAAAGUCACUCAAAAACCACCGCAGGAGGAUUCAUCGCAUCAUGGCUGGAGACACUCAGCCAAAAACACAGUAACAGCUGACUUAACCAUUGUGUUGACUUCGGGUCAUAUUGACCCGUUUUUUAAUUUUUGUUUCAUAGCAGAAAAUAUGGGACUUAGAAAUAGCGCUGAAAAUGUGUAGAAGAAAAAUUUUACAAUUUAAAAUGUUGGAAAAAGCAAAAACAAACUUCAAGGCUUUAAAAACGUCUUCUUUUUUUCAAGAUUUACUAAUGAGGCUUAAUUGAUGCCAAUUGUAAUACUUUUGGGGGGGUUUACCGCUUAUUUUGACACUGUACAGCUCCACAUGUUUAUUUAUUUUUUUGAUUAUUUUUAGGCCUUUAUUAACUGGACAGCUGAUGAAAUGAAAGGGGAGGGGGAAUGACAUGCAGUAAAAGGCCGCAGGUCAGAAUGGAAACCAGGCCCGCUGCGUCGAGGAGUAAACCUCUAUAUAUGGGCGCCUGCUCUACCAAGUGAGCUAUCUGGGUGCUCUUAAUGUUUAUUUUUGAAGUAACUCUUGAGUGUGUAGUAGCGUGGCCAAUGUUAAAAAAAACAACCUUUUUGGCUUUAUCAAUUUCUUCAAUUUUAUUACAUUCCCUCAUUAGCCUGUAAAUGUUUCUUAGUAUUAGGUAAUCAAACUUUGAUCACAGACUUUGUAAUGUAUCCUGUUGUUCAUGGUGUUAAUAAACCUACCCAUAAGUGAAA